Messenger RNA from Fusarium keratoplasticum, 1251 nucleotides. Its product is annotated as NAD(+) diphosphatase. Gene Ontology annotation, molecular function: NADH pyrophosphatase activity; metal ion binding. Gene Ontology annotation, cellular component: cytosol. Lineage: Eukaryota; Fungi; Ascomycota; Sordariomycetes; Hypocreales; Nectriaceae. The record is from RefSeq and is a predicted model, not a curated record. The coding region runs from base 1 to 1251 and encodes 416 amino acids. The transcript is spliced from 2 exons. Gene Ontology annotation, biological process: NADP+ catabolic process; NAD+ catabolic process.
AUGCCAGCAGACGCCCCGCUGUCCGAGCUGCCCAUCAUUGCAGCUCUCCAAGACGACGACUCGAUGCUGACUCGCCGCUUCGGAAAGGAGGUUGUCAACUACUAUGCCGGUGGCCGCAUCAACCGCUAUUCAUUCCUCCGCGCUGAUGCUGCGUUCCUGCGGAAGGCUGCCGUGAGCCCCACCGCCCGGUACUUGGCCCUCAACGACCUGAACCCUCUUGUCGUGGACAAGAAGAAGCUUGCCUAUCUCACAUUUGACGAGGUUCAGUCGCUAGUCGGCCCAGAUCCGUUUGGUCUCACUGAGGAUGAGGCGAUUCAAGCGUUCGACUCCGCUCAGACGAAGCCUCUUAUCGUAUUCCUCGGCAUGCUAGAAGGAGAUAAUGAGACUGAUCAUAUCGCCUCCGGAGAUCACGGUGAUAUCAAGGGCCACCCUUACUUUGCCGUUGACAUCACCCCCAAGGGAACCCAUGCCGAAAAGGCGACGAGCUUCUUGGCGGACCAGGAGGGCAAGGGUCUCUCGCUUGACAAGAACCCCCGUGCCAUGUCCCACAACCCCGACGCUGCCGCCCUGUACGCCCAGGCAAGGUCUAUUGUGGACUGGAACGCCCGCAACCCCUUCUGCGCUGGCUGUGGACAGCCAAACCUCUCUGUUCAUGCUGGUUACAAGCGAGUGUGCCCCUCAACGGACCGCAAGGGUGGUGCCAGCGGCGAGCCUCGAGGUGACUGUCCCACACGCCACGGCGUCUCCAACGUUUGCUUCCCCAGAACUGAUCCCACCAUGAUCGCUGCCGUCGUCUCCGCAGACGGUAAAAGACUCUUGCUUGGACGUCAGAAGCGUUGGCCCCCUUACUGGUAUAGCACGCUUGCCGGUUUCCUCGAGCCUGGCGAAUCUAUCGAGGAGUCUGUGCGAAGAGAGGUUUGGGAGGAGAGUGGUGUUCGUGUUGGACGGGUUGUCAUUCACUCGAGUCAGCCGUGGCCGUACCCCGCGAGUCUUAUGAUUGGUGCUAUUGCCCAGGCGCUCCCCGGAGAGGGUGAGAAGAUCACCCUGAAUGACAAGGAACUGGAGGUGGCAAAGUGGUUUGAGAUUGAGGAGGUCCGCAGAGCGCUUGAGACGGGGACGAGUCCCUUGGGAGAGGCUGCCCCUGAGGGAUACAAGGAGGGAGAUCUUAGACUGCCACCUAUCCAGGCUAUUGCCAACCGGUUGAUUACUGCUGUUGUUGAAGGUUAUUUGAGCGCGACUCCCAAGAUCUAG